AUGAGACGCCUCAAAGGUAAUCGCAGAUUACAAAUUACAUUGUUCAAUGUAAGUGAGUCAAGAAAUUUCACUGCAGGCGCUUUGGCAGCGCCACAAACGUUGAACCUCUCAUUUUUGUUAAAAUAUAUCAUCAUCAUCAUCAUCAUCAUCAUCAUUAUCAUCAGCAUCAACAGCACCAUAACAGUAGCUGUCUAUUAACAUGUUCUCUCGAUUGAAAAACUAUUGAAGAACAAUUAAGGUUGAUUUUAUAUCUUGCGCGAUCAUAACCUUGAUUCUUGUCACCUACCUGUUUUUUAUAUAGCAUUGAUAGUACAAGGCCAAAUUUGGUGCUGAUGAUUCUUAGAAGUUAAAGGGUUAAACUGGCUUCAGUGACGGGUCUUCUUACCGGUUUUCAAUUGUGUAGGAAGGCCCUCUUGUAGGAAACUAAAGAAGAUAAACCUUCCUGUACAGUAUUUAAAAAUUUUCAACUCUACUAAGCAGGUAAUUUUUCUUUUAUUGCUUUAGAUAUGACGCUCCAAGAAAUUCUUCAAAUUCCACGACACUCGUUUGCUCCCGUCAAUAAUCGCCAGAUGCGAUUUUUUCGUGUUAAUCGCCGGGAAAGGCACCAAGCGAGACGAGAUCUAAGACGACUGGAACCGAGAAAUGAACUCCAGGGUACUGCAGGUCUUACCUCACCUACUGCAUUAAACACUGGAUUUAACCUCGACUCCCUUCCAACGCCGAACAGGGACAAAGGUUCGAGGUUAACAAAGGAAAAUUCAAGGCAUGACAUGUUGAAAAUAAAGAAGGAUCACUCUUAAGGGUUAUGGAUCAUUUCGGGGGGGGUAUUCCAGGGAAUUUUUGGUAAGGGUGUGCCACCCGGUUCUCCAAACACUAACCCUGUUACAGACCAAACAAUGUCUUUUUUUCACACCCGUUUUUUCAGACAGGGGGUCUUAAAUCAAUAUCCGUUUUCAGGACAUCAUUUUUGGGGGUUCUUAAAAAUUUCGAAAUAUCCGAUUCAUUUGGAAUUUUUACGACCUGGUUUAGGAUUCAGACCAAAACAAAACACCCGUUUUCAAGUCAAAAUCAUUUUUGAGACUGACUAGAGGUCUCAAAGUUCCCCAAAAGUCGGAUAUUUCACCAUCUGACCUAGACAAUCCGGCUUGGUACUGAAAGUCUACGACAAGCUACUUUUAAAAAUAAAAAAUAAAUUUCUAAAAAAAAAUUCGAGUCGACAAUAAUGUAUUUAAAUGAACCAACAUGGUAUAAAUACGUUUCGAGGGGGGUCUUUUUGUGUACUCGUUGUCUAUGCAGUUUAAAAUAAUUAUGAAUAAAUUGAUUAGUGGAAAAAGUGUUCCCAAAAUUAAUGUCACUCUCCCCAACUGAGGUCGCCAUGUUUCAGUUUGGUCUUCAAAGCUUAACUGGGUUUAAUUUAAAGUUAUGACCCUCCAAAUCAUGACAGUACACGUAAAGCAAUAGCAACUGAACACAAGACACGAUAUGGGUCACUUAUGCAUAUUCACUGUCAGCCUUUCAAGUGACGUCCUUUGUAUUUUUUGUUUUUAGCAAAUCUACCUUAUCUCAAAAGGACCAAACGUUCCAUGCCAUCUUUGGCUAUCUUUUUUCUCCACCAUGGCCAUAGCGCACUAAAACGUCACGGCGGCCAUAUUGGUGUCCGAAAACAAUGAAUCGGCGGCCAUGUUGGUGUCCCAAACAAAUCCUCUGGGAGGUGAACUCUUUUCUUAUGCAAAGGCUUUCUUUUGUUCCAAUAAAUUUGCAUAGAUACUGGCCACGUGAGUGAAAACACUCUAUACUUUGCACACUUAACAUGACAUUAAACAGGUGAACAGUCGUGACAUUAAACAGUCAAGCGUGACUUUCUUUUUUCACCGUUAAAUAUGUGCAUAUUCGUGACUUCAAACACGCCUCGCGUGCUGUGUUCGCGUGUUGUGAGCGUUGAUCACCUUUAGCGUCAAAAUCUUCUAAAGGGACACAAAUGAUCCCCAUUGUUUGAAAGGAUAUAUACAACACAUCAAGUACAACUUGUUCACACACUUAUGCACUAGACAAUCGGUUCAAAUGACUUUCUGUCAAAUAACCUUAGAGCAUCCUGUUAUUUCCUAACACUACAUAUGGUAAAUUCCUAGCAUUUCACCAAAUCUCUCAUCUCAAAAUUCGUUGGCCACCCAAAAGAAUUAUUAACUGGUACCCAGAAAUAGCUCCCCAAGUUUAGGCAACAGAAUUUUGAUGCGAUAUUGCUUUGCAGUAAUAUCCUGGAGAAUCAAUAAAGUAUGUAGAAACCGAUUACUUGUUGAAUGGUAUCUAAGCUUGAAAAUGAACUUAACGACAUUGUUUAUUUCUACUAGUACAUCAUGACAUGUCACCUUAACAAACCAAAAACAUAACAUCAACAAAAAUUAUUUUAGGUAAUGAGCCAAUCGGGAUUGUCACCAAACACUAUUUUUACAUAAAGGAAAGUGAAAUGGAACAAAGGCUUGGCAGUUUUUGAUUGUGAUUCAUUUUUUCCUGAGGGACGCAGCCGAGAAGGUUUUGUUAAUACUCUGCAACACGGAGGUAAUUUUUCACUAUCAGGGGCACCCAACGGCAAUUUUCGGGAAAACAUCUGUUCGGAAGACGAUUUGAGAACUAGAAUUUUCGGAACAUUUGUUGUAAAAUUUCUUGCUUGCCUGCCUCUCCUAGGAUUUUCGAACAUCUACAAAAUGGUUUAAUUACCCAUUUUAAACGGAUAUUUACCCUAAAAAAGGCCACCUAGAAUUUUCGGGAGCCUUUUCCUGGCGGAAAUUUUCGAAAAGGUAAGUUUGGAUCCCUAUAAUUUUCGAAUCACUAGACUUUCAGCUAGGAAAUCCGAACAGAUGAAAAGUUUUUAGGGGAUAAAAAUAUGCCUAUAUCUACCGUUUAAAUACUAAAAUACGUUCAACAAUGCUAUGUUAAGUGGUUUUGAACUAUAUCCUCGUUGGGUGCCCCUGCACUAUUACCUUAAUUUUUUUCGGCGCAUUGUCAAAAAUGUUAUUUUCAAUCAUUAGAGUCACUUUAACUGGCGAUUCUAUAUUUUGGGGGCGUCAACUCCGUUUUGCACAGUUGACUUGACGUUACCUGAAAUUAUUUGGCGGCUUCAACUGGACCAGCUUCAUGAACUACAGUUGUGAAAUGUGAGGCAGUGUAUGAAAUCCUAAGCGAAAAAAAGUCAAAAUAGCAGUAGGGGUUUGUAAAGUGAAGGUGUCGGCACUGAUUUUAUUUUCCUUUCUGUAUUCCAAUUGCUUAAAACACGCUUGAAAACACGCUUUACAUGCACGGUUUCAACAUUUAAAAUGAAUUUCUGUUGCCGGCCUUGAAAAUCUUUAUAAAUCGCCAAUUUUUUUUUGUUUUUAGAAUAUGAUAACGUUUUUUUUUCUUUUUUUAAAUAACGAUUUGCUUGCGAUCAUCAUUUCCUUCUCAGCCAUAAGAAUGACCAAAAUUAGUAAAGAAAUAUCAUAAGUAUAUGAAUAGAACAUGCACAAAGAAAAACGUUUCGAGGUUUGUCAUUCUAUGCGUGAUCAAAGAAAAAGUCAUGUUGUUGUCAAAACUUUUUAAAGCUGAUCGUAUAUCGAAUAGGUUACAUAGAGUUAUUUUGAUGUCACCCAAGCAAAAACGAUAAUUAUAUUAUGACAUGUGUUUGAGAUGUAUUUUAUUUUUGCUUACCCUUUUUAGUUUAAGUUAUAUUCAAGUUAUAAAUCUGUGACUGGAGGUUGAACCAGUCAUGUUAUUGAAAAUUUGGGAAACAACUAUCGCUUUCCUUCCUCUGCUACAAGUUGGAUCACUUAAUUAAUUUGUUCCCCGGCUUUUUUCCAGUCUGUUUGUGUUUCAGUGCACGAGACGUACAUAUUCAAAAUUAUUCGAACAAAAUAGAAGCGUUUUCAACCCUAAUGUUUUUAAGGUAAACAAACAUCAAGAAAAAAUAACCUGCCUACCUGCAUGAUGCUGGAUAAGGUUAAUUGACAACUUUCACGUUCCUCAUAUUACACCUUGUUUACCUUCAUAGUUUGGCAUUUCCAUUGUUUUCAAUUUCUCCCGCGCAGUCGUCCCAAAGAAGACAAUUCUUUUAUACAAUUUUUAUGGAUAGCAUGUGUAUUAUGGGUAAUGUGAAAAUGGUGUAUGAUAAAACACCACUCUGUUAAUCAUUUUAAUGUCUUUUUAGUUUUUUUUUCUUUUGUUUUCUGUUAUUUGCAGAUUAUGAAGAGCUCAACUAUUGUGCUGUUAUUUUCCAUUUUCGUGCUUUCUGUGGCAGGUAAACAGUUUUAUCUCUGUAUAGCGGUUUCAAACACUGCAUCUUCGCAAAAAAAGUAAACAAAUGUUUAUGCCUUGGAAAUUUGAGAUCCCAUCUCAAGAAUCAAUAAAAGUAAUUUUUCUUUUACUGAAGAUAAUAAUGCGCAUGACUGCUAUCCACUCAUUCGACUCAUAUUGCUAAUACAUGUAGCUAGGACUUGUAAAUUAUCGAGGAAAGGGAUUUAAAAAGGACCAAACUAUAAAAAUGAAUGAUUGAGCAAAAAAUGCUGUGACAAGACUAUCUAGUGACAUAAAAACGACAAAAGUAACGUGGCAAUAUAAAAUACCUACGGGUAAGGUCAACAAAGUAUUUAGCCUCGAUUUCAUUUAUUUUUAUUUAUUUUAUUUUAUUUGCAACACAAUAAUAACAAAAAAUAAAGGAAAAGAGAGAAAAAAAAAGAAGUGGUGAGGAGACGUAACAGAAACUAUAGGACCUUAUGAGAGGUCAGGCCUACUCGAACUUCGGGUUAGAGCUGUUAAACAUCGAUUAAAGAAAAGAUGGCCAAAAGUCGUAUAUGGAAAGAAUUAAGAGCUGUUUUCAUUUUUACUCAAUAAUUUAAUCUUCAGUUUUUUCUUAAAAGAGGAAAGGGAUUGAGAGUUGAUGACCUCGUUGUCAAGUGAAUUAAGAAACUUAGGCCCUUCAAAAAGGGCGAGAACUUCUUAGUGUUUGUACGACAAUACGGUAGACGGUAGGCCUGGGAAUGUGUUGUAAGAGUGGAAUUGAUUGCUUUGGGAGAAAUUGUUAUUAAACCUUGGAGGUAAGAAUGAACUUUGGAAAAAAUACAUGAAUUGACCCAGUUGAAGCAAAUGGAUGUCAUUAAAUUUUAGUGUACGGAGGUCCUUUAAAGAUGGGGUCUGUAUGAGCAUUAAAAUGUGAUUUAUUAUAAAUAAUUCUAAUAAUGCGCUUUUGCAGGAUAACAAGGCGGCGGAGAUUGGUUUUAUAAGUCGAAGCCCAAACUACAUUGCAGUAGCAAAAAUAAGGAUAAAUUAAGGAAUAGUAGAGCAUACGUAGAGACGAUUUAGGAAGAAAGAAGCUGCAUCUACAUAUUAUACCGAUUGACUUCGCAACUUUAUUUUCAACGUGUGAUAUUUCCGACUUCCAAUUUAGGUUUUCAUCCAAAAUUACUCCUAGAAAAAAAUUUGUCUACUUUACUUUAACAAUAUUUUGAUUAUCUAUAUUUAUUCGAAUAUUACAGAUUGAACGCUUUUGUCUUGAUUUAAAGACCAUGGCCGGGUUGUUCAAAGCUGGGUUAAGGUAACCCUGGGUUAGUGCGAAAUUUGAAUUCAGAUAUGAAAGCUUAAAAAGUAAAUUCAGUUUAAUUCCUUUGUUUUGGAAGAUUUUGGGAAACCCGGGUUUCAUUUAACCCUGGGUUGUUUGCUUUAAACCAGAUCAGAGAAGCUUGUUUGCUUUGACAGUUUGUCCAUCUCCUGCUUAACAUAUAAAGUAAAUAAAUAAAUUGGUUAACAUAUCUUUUGAAAGAUAGUUCAAAAUAAGGAUUUAAUAGAUUAGAAACUGUGCAAAAUUGUUUGAUGUCGUUAAUUUAUGUCGUUAAUUUACAGUAAGGAAAAUAGAGGUCCGAGGAUAGAACCCUGAGGGACCCCACAGGAGAUUUCAUUUCUUAACGAACGGUGGCCAUUAUAUUCAACAUACUGCUUUAGGCGUUCUUUAACGGGUAUGUUGCUCGUGCUCGUGCUUUUUGUGUCCUUUCAAGGCAUAUUGGGAAGAAGGCCUAAACAUUUCUUUUAUUAUAAGUGUUUUUUUCUUUUGGCUGGACAGUUUAAAGUGCGUGCGGCUACUCGAACCGUGGCACGUCAAAGAAGAUUAUCCAGUCACAACGUUUUUCGAAAAUAAAAGAUUGUCAAGUUGUUUCGCAAACAAGAGGUCAGGUAUUUUCAAACGGUUUUAAAGUUUUCAUCGGUUGCAUACUUGAACCUUGAAUUUUAUUGAUCCGUUUGCAAAAAAUAUUAAUGUCGCGGCGCAUUUUAAAGCAUUAUUAAUGCUUUAAUAAUGAAUAAGUACCUGUAUCAUAAUACAUUAAGGAUCUCUCAUUUUACAUGCCACACUUUAUGAUGUUAUGGGUCUCAUACUUUAUCUACUCCCAAAUGUGAUACAAUAUCAUCAUAAUAUGGACCAAAAUCGCUUAGAUAUUUAAGGCCUACCGUAUUUAUUCGAAUAAGCGCCCAACCUCGAAUUAGCGCCCACCUCGAAUAAGCGCCCAUCUUAAAGGCAGAAAAAGUUAAUAAGCGCCCAACCUCGAAUAAGCGCCCACCCCCUCCUCCUCCCAAUCAAACUCAAAUAAGCGUUCACCCCCACCCCACCCACUUGAGUGAAUAAAUUCUAAUCAGAGACUUCCCCGAGGACGGAGUUUUCUUCAGAGUAUUUUAUAGAAACCUUGCUUUGUUACUUCUUCGCGUUUUGUUAGUGGCAUUUAUUGUUUUGUUGCAAAAUAAACAUACUUCACUUGCUGAAAAUGGUGAAAAUUUAAUAAGCGCCCAGCCUCGAACAAGCGCCCACCUCGAAUAAGCGCCCACUCUCAAGGUCCAAAAAUUUAAUAAGCGCCCGGGGCGGUUAAUCGAAUAAAUACGGUACCUUAUGGAAUUCUCUUAAAGAUCUCGGGAUCCAAUUUAAAAAAAAAAACAACUAGGUUGGCACGCAUUCAUAAUCAUAUCUUUUAUGCUGCUCAAUUUUAUAAAUAUUUGAUUUUAGUGUUAAGUAUUUUAGGAAUGUUGUAUUUAGUAUUUUAAUUAGCUUUUGAUUAGUAGUUUUACCUCCUUAAAACAAGCACCAGUGUAAUAAUAAACGAGUUUAAAUAAAGAUUCUAAUGAUAAAUACUGAUAAUUUAUAUUAAUUAUUUUUUUUAAUCAGGGGUGUUCUCUCACAGGGGAAGGAAUCGUAGAUACACGUGUCGCAAUGAACAGGAAGGUUUACCCCUGGACGGUCCGUGCGGGGAGCAAUGUAUUUGCCUCGAUGGAAGGCUAGAGUAUUGUUGUAGAAAACGAAAGAACUUUGCCUCAAUGACUCGAGCUGAAAGACUACGAUAUGUAAACACUGUCUACCGGGCCUCUACGGAUCGGCGGUACAGAGGAAAAUACAACAGACUAAUUGCCAUUCAUUCAACAAAUUUUAUGAGAGGCAUUCACGAUCGACGGCAAUUUCUACCUUGGCACCGAUGGUAAGUCUUAAUGAAAUGAUCAUUUCAUAUCCUUCAAAAACUGCUGGGUUGUCUUCAUGAACCUGUACCUAACCAUCAACUGUACAGCCCUUUCCCUAACGCUUAAUUUUAAAGCAUGCAAAAGCCAACAGGGACCGAGAAAAAAAAGGCUUUGAGGCAUCUCCCCUUCUUUUUAUCUUCAGUCCGAUUGGGAUGUGACCACUAGUCUCUUGAGGGGGAAUAUGAAAAGAAAGUCGAUAUGUUGUUAAAGUUUUCACUUAAAAUACACAAAUAAGCAUGAUUUAAAUGGUGAUGAUCGAAGACGACGACUGUGAUUUUGCAACGGCGAUUGAACUACUUUUAUGUUUUAAAGCGUUAAGAAAUUAAUUAUUAAUAAUUAAUUUGUAAUAAUGAUAAUUAGAAAAGAUGUAAUCAUCAUUUCACGAGCGCGGGACAAAGAGAAAAUAUGAGUUCCGGAAAGGAAUUAAACCAAUGAUCAACUUCAUACCGGUCGGAUAAUCUGACCACUGAGCCACGUGGAAUUUCAGAAAUUUAAAAUCGGAAUAAGCGCCCUAAAUAUCUAUUGUUUUGGUUUCGUCAAUGCGCAGGUAUCUUCUUAAAUACGAAAAUUUACUUCGAGAAAUUGACUGUAGAGUGACAUUACCGUAUUGGGAUUGGAGCCUGUUUCCUGGAGCUGUGUGGAGCCAAGGGGAAGAUGAAAUUUGGUCGUCAAAACCUUGGGGACUAGGGGGGAAUGGACAAAGAGGUAGAAGACCUGGCUGUGUUAAUCAAGGACGAUUUAACCGUAGAACAUGGCGCGUUACACCCUCAGCUCACAGAGAUUGCCUUAGAAGGUCUUUUGGAGGUACAACUGGAUUUUAUUACAGUGUAUUUUAUGUCAUCGUCAAACACUCCCAGAGUAGCAAUUCAACACGCUAAUUAUAAUUGGCAGUAUAUCUGAUGCAACUCAGUCACAUCCUGAAUAAAUGAUAUCUUUGUUUUUGCCUGAGAAUUUUUACCAGGGGAAAAAAAUUUUGUUUAGAUAUUAUCACAGUGACAAUGUACGAUAAUGCCAGAAAUAUAAUUAUUAUGGAAAAAAAGGUUACUAUUUUAUAUUGGGGCAAGCCCAUUGUUCGUCUUUCUGGUCAGCGCCAGCGGGUUAUGAGGAAUUAUGAGAAACCAAUUAGAAAAGGCCAUACAUUUUGAAUAAAUAAUGAAUUGUUCUUCUCUUGUUCUUAUACAGCGACACCACCGGAUAUAAUAGCUGUCUACCUCACUAAGGCCUAUUAUCCAAGACAGUUCAGACAGUUUGAGUUGGAACUGCGCGCCAAUCUUCACGAUACAUUACAUUGCAACGUAGGAGGCACAAUGUGCAACCAGUAUUCCGCUAACGCCCCAGAGUUCUUCCUUCAUCACGCCUUUAUCGACAAAAUUUGGGCAGAUUGGCAAGAAAAGAGCACUGAACAUAUGGACGUUUACUUCAGAGAUCUUUCUUCUAGAACACGCAUGCAAGCGGCGCAAUUUCAUCCCCAAGACUAUAUAGACACCUUGUAUCUACCGCACCCCAAUGUUAAUAGACGAAAUGCAGAGAAUAUCUGUGUCAUUUACAAAGAUCCCGUGCACCCAAUGUACGAUGAAGUAAUGAGUCGCCUUGAAAGCUUAACCACCAGAGAAGUUCGUCAAAUUCGUAGGCGUGCAUUUCGUCCGGCGACCUCCCGACAAUUGAGACGUCUUGGAGUCAAGAGGAAGGAGCGACGUCAAGCAAGGAGGCUGCUAAGGAUGAUCGAACCAGGAAGACAACAUCGAAUCCUUACAAAAUCCCUAAAAACAACCCUCGACAAGAUGCUUGGCUUUUCUUUGAAAAGUAUUCCAUUUAGGGCCAACUCAAUAAGAGAUCAGCGAGCUAGAAGUUCAGUUCUCAGGGAUGCUCGAUGGUUGGCGAAUUCACUCAAUUCCACGACAAUGUCAAUUGGAAAUUUUGGAGACUCCGUAUCUGCUAACAUCUCCUCUACUUUGGUGUAG
Messenger RNA from Porites lobata, 9479 nucleotides. Lineage: Eukaryota; Metazoa; Cnidaria; Anthozoa; Scleractinia; Poritidae. The record is from the annotation of a GenBank genome assembly.